Centrocercus urophasianus (Greater sage-grouse) is the source of this 1367-nucleotide messenger RNA. RefSeq names its product N-acetyllactosaminide beta-1,6-N-acetylglucosaminyl-transferase-like. Gene Ontology annotation, molecular function: acetylglucosaminyltransferase activity. The coding region runs from base 309 to 1367 and encodes 352 amino acids. Gene Ontology annotation, biological process: transforming growth factor beta receptor signaling pathway. The record is from RefSeq and is a predicted model, not a curated record. The transcript is spliced from 3 exons. Gene Ontology annotation, cellular component: membrane. Lineage: Eukaryota; Metazoa; Chordata; Aves; Galliformes; Phasianidae.
CCUCCCACUCGCUGCAAGCACUGCCGCGAUGUGACUGUCCGGUGUCAGCCCUGUGCCUGCCUCGGAGCUCCUUUUCAGGGUGCUGUGGAGGAACUUCUGUCAACAACACGUUCUUUACUCGUGGUGCUCCCACAUCAAUGAUGACUACAGAUCUAUGUUAAAAUCAAGACAUCAGCUGGAUACUGUGCAUUGACCUGAUGGAUACAUUCUCCAGCAGGAACCAAGAACAGAAAAUGAAAUUAACUCUUUGGGGUGUCUGAUCUGACCUUCUUGUAGGGUUUCACAUGUGACUUCUUUUUCAAGCAGCAAUGAGUGUACUCAGAUAUUAUUUCUUUGUCGUCCUGAUUCUCAGUGUUUCCCUUCCAUUUGUUUUCUAUGCCAUUACUAUACAUGCACAAAAAUCUCUCAGAAGGCUCAAGUUCUCAAUGAGUUCAACUUUAGUAGAAGACUGUAAAGCACUUACUAAAGAUAAGGUGUCCUUUCUGAAGGAAAAUGCUUUAAAAACAUCCUUCGGAAUAUUCAAUUGCACUGAGUACAUCACACAGAAUCACUACAUCACCCGGGUGCUGUCAGCCGAGGAGGCGGCCUUCCCCCUGGCCUACAUCAUCACCCUGCACAAGGAGUUUGAGACCUUCGAGCGGCUCUUCAGGGCAGUCUACAUGCCCCAAAACGUCUACUGCAUCCACGUGGAUGGCAAGGCGCCGGCCGCCUUGCAGCAAGCGGUGCGGCGCCUGGUGGGCUGCUUCCCCAACGCCUUCCUCGCCUCCCGCACGGAGCGGGUGGUCUACGGCGGUGUGUCCCGCCUGCGGGCCGACCUGCACUGCAUGAGGGACCUGCUGGCCUCGGCCGUGCCCUGGCGCUACCUGCUCAACGCCUGCGGGCAGGACUUCCCCUUGAAGACCAACUGGGAGAUCAUCCAGCAUCUGAAAGCCUACAGGGGGAAGAACAUCACUCCCGGAGUGCUGCCACCAGCACACAUCACUGCACGCACCAAGUAUGUGCACCGGGAGCAAUUAUAUUCUUUCUUUUCCUUCAUGCUGCCGACGUUUGUACGCAAGGCUCCUCCACCACACAACCUGACCCUCUACUUUGGUUCUGCGUACAUUGCGGUCACCCGGCCCUUUGUAGAGUUUGUGCUGCAGGACCCGCGUGCCAUUGACUUGCUGGCGUGGUCUGAGGACACCUACAGCCCCGAUGAGCACUUCUGGGUGACGCUCAACAGGAUCCCAGAUCUGCUUAAGGAAGAUGUUGCAAUGCAGCAAAUACACCUGCCUUACGGCAGAAUUUCCAGAAAAAAUAUUCUUGUCCUGUAUCCUCCAUUUAGGCAUUACAGUUUAUCACAAAAUAUAGGAUUAAAAUAUGGUUAA